AUGUCGGCAGUGUUCGAUCCAACAAUAUCGAGCAAAGAGAGCAUGGCAACCGUUCAACGGCUGCUCGACGAGAAUAGCGCUCUCAUACAAACGAUCAAUCAACAACAGAAGCUGGGUCGACUCGACGAUGUAGUGAAGUAUCAACAGCUUUUGCACCGAAAUCUCGUCUAUUUGGCGCGGGUGGCUGAGGAUUCAGCGCUUUUGAGAGAAUUACAAGGCGACGAGCAACAAGCAGCGAUUCCCUCUUCGUCCACAAACGGCGAUCAAACGAUGCACACGGAACACGAAUUGAAGCCAACAAUGAUGUCUACGCAACAACCGGCACACCAUCUACAUCAACAAGAGCAGCGGGGCGCUCCAUCGAUCACCACACAACUGCCACAGGGACCUUCAAGUCAACCGCACACCCCGCUACAGCAGCAUUUGCAACAGGCCUCCACUCCUCAACCGAUGCCUCGUGGUUCGCCGAGUGGUGCUCCGAUGACCUCGCCGGGACAACAGAUGAUGGGUCAACAACAGCCUCCACAACAACCACAACAGCAAUACUAUCCGGGAGGCGGACAACCAUCACCUGGUCAACGAUAUCCGCCACAAGGACAACAAAUACCACCACAUCCGUACAACAUGUCACAGCAAAUGAUGGGUCAAGGUCAUCCAAUGCAACAACAUCCAGGUCAACCAUCACUCGCACAUCAGAUGGGCCAUCAAUCGCUACAAGUCCCGCACGGUCACCAAAUGCAAGGGCAACCCUCUCCAUCGCAACAAGGACAAAUGCCGUCACACUACUACAAUCAGGCUCCACAACAAGGCUACCCGGGAAUGGGCCCACCACCGCAGCACAUGAUGCAUCCACAACACCCACAGAUGUCCCAACAAGGCCCACCGCCCGGCUACUCAGCACAAAUGUACGGAGGAUACGGACAGCAGCAUCAACCACCUCCCAAUCAACAGCAACAACCAUCCGCUCAACAACAACAGCAAUUUAUGCGC
Mesorhabditis belari is the source of this 990-nucleotide messenger RNA. The record is from the annotation of a GenBank genome assembly. NCBI's taxonomy places the organism in Eukaryota, Metazoa, Nematoda, Chromadorea, Rhabditida, Rhabditidae.